GAGAGAGAGUCAUUUUGUGGGAGGCUGAGAAAAGAGAGGAACAGACACAUAGACACAUUUCCCAUUCCCAUUUUCUUGUCAUCUUCUAAGACUAGUUGCUACAUCACUCUCUCUCUCACACACACACACACAAACACACACAGACGCACAAAACACAUACAUAAAUACACACACUACAGGCUGUUGGAGGAGGAGAGGAGAGUGUGAUUGGCAUGUGGGGACAACACACACUCACCUACACACACCUGGAGCUGAAGAGAAACACGGACGCCGUCUCCUGACUUAUGGAAAGAGGCAUAGAGGUGACCGAGAGCGCGCGACAGCAUACGCACACACACACACACAGAGAUACAUACACACACUCACACUGACAGACAGAUGUGGUGGAAGCAGGAAGCACGCUCCAGCUGUUGGUGUGUGGUAGACUGAUUCCGCAAGAGUGAGGUGGUGGGGUGCUCAUGGCUGCCCUAUGGGGCCUGGGCUGGCUGGGUGUGAGCCUCACCCUGUUGGCCCUCGCCCCAGUGUGCCAGAGCUGCCCGCCACGCUGUGACUGUGUGGCUCAGCUCCGCUCCGUGUCCUGCCAACGUAAGCGUCUGUCGGGUGUGCCUGAGGGCAUCCCAACAGAAACCCGGCUGCUGGACCUCAGCCGGAACCGGCUACGCUGGGUGUCACCAGGAGAUCUGGCACCAUAUCCACGGCUGGAAGAAGUGGACCUCAGCGAGAACCUUAUCUCCACCCUGGAGCCCAAUGCCUUUGCCAGUCUUCAGGUGUUGCGAACACUGCAUCUUCGUGGAAACCAGUUGAAGCUGGUGCCUAUGGGUGCCUUUGCUCGCCUGUCGAACCUCACUACCCUGGACCUGAGUGAAAACAAGAUUGUCAUCCUGUUGGAUUAUACUUUUCAGGACCUGCACAGUCUAAAACGCCUUGAGGUUGGUGACAAUGACUUGGUCUAUAUCUCUCAUAAAGCUUUCUCUGGAUUGGUAGGUCUUGAAGACUUAACCAUAGAAAGAUGCAACCUGACUUCAAUCUCUGGUCAAACCCUAUCCUACCUGCGCAACCUGGUCACCCUUCGAUUACGCCACCUCAGCAUUUCUACCAUCGAAGACCAAAAUUUCCGCAAGAUGUAUGCUUUGCGUGGUCUAGAGAUAGAUAAUUGGCCAUACCUGGAAUACAUAUCCCCCCUUAGUUUCCAGGGUCUAAACUUGACAUGGCUGUACAUUACUAACUCCAAUAUUACCACAGUCCCUUCUGCUUCUUUUCGCAACCUUGUUUACCUGACAUCCCUUAACCUCUCCUACAACCCCAUAUCUGUGCUGGAACCCUGGGCAUUCAAGGAUCUUAUAAGGCUGAAAGAACUGCACAUGGUCAGCACUAAUCUGCAAACUGUGGAGCCUCAUGCUCUGGGUGGUUUGAGACAAAUUCGGGUGUUGAACCUCUCCAACAAUGAUCUGGUCACACUAGAGGAGAGCUCCUUCCAUUCUGUCAACAGCCUUGAAACUUUACGAGUAGAUGGAAAUCCACUUUCGUGCGACUGCCGGCUUCUCUGGAUUCUACAACGCAGACGCACUCUGAACUUUGAUGGGAAAAUGCCAAUAUGUGCUGCUCCACCUGAGGUACAGGGUAAUAUUCUGAGCAGUUUUCCGGACUCUGCAUUGUUUGACUACUUCACUUGUCAGAAGCCGAAGAUUCGCAACCGGAAGCUUCAACAAGUGACAGUGCGAGAGGGUCAGUUGGUAUCCUUCCUGUGCCGUGCUGAUGGGGAACCGGCACCUGCAAUCAUCUGGAUCUCACCACAACGGCGAAAGAUCACCUCGAAAAGCAGCAGCAGGAUCACAGUCUUACCAAGUGGAACCUUGGAGAUUCGAUAUGCACAGGUGACUGACAGCGGCACAUACAUUUGCAUCGCCAGUAAUGCAGGUGGCAAUGAUACAUACUUUGCCACUCUGACAGUGAAAGGACAACCAGUGGACCCUGCUCUGUUCGCCAACCGUUCUUUGUAUGCGGUGGACUUUAAUGACACUGGUCUGAACAGCACACGUGUCUUCCUUAAGUUCACACUUGACCUCACCACAAUCCUGGUGUCUACAGCCAUGGGCUGCAUCACCUUCCUGGGUGUAGUACUCUUCUGUUUCCUGCUGUUGUUCGUGUGGAGCCGCGGAAGGGGCCAACGCAAGAACAACUUCACAGUAGAGUACUCAUUCAGGAAGACAGAGGGGCCCACUACCAGUUCCACCUCUGGAGGGACCCGCAAGUUCAACAUGAAAAUGAUAUGAAACAACGCAGCCAGGGGCACCCUGGGGGAGGCAUAAACACCCAACAUAAACGCACAGCUCUGACUCGCAGUAAUAUCAGAAGACAUUUAAGGGACUAAUCUGAAUAAAUUUACCUUGAUCUUACUGCCCUUUGAAAAGAUGUUAAUGCUUCAAAUAAGUCACCCUGAUUUAAUAAGUUAAUAAGUUUCUUUUACCUUGCUUGUUUGGAUGGUUGGUUGCCAUUGUUUUAACAUAGCAUUGCUACUGCUAAUGUUAUUGUUAUGCAAAAUCUAAGCAGCACCUUAGAGCUAUAUGACCACCAACCAAUGUUACAGUUAAAGUCCAUUAAUGAAUUUAAUAUACAUUAUAGUGGUUCUAAGGAAAUUACAUGCAAAUUUAAAAAAUACUGAAUGCACAAACAACAUUUGUUAUGUUUUUAAAUUAAACACCAGUCAUGCUAUUGGCCAAACAAAAUGGCUAAAGGCAUUUGAAUCAUGAGCUUCUGAACUACAAGCCUGGCUUUCUGUCAUGUCUGCGAUUAGGUGCUGUGUAAGUUGGGACAAGCACACUGGCCGCAACACUGUGAGUGCACUGCUGCUACUGCCAUACAGUUAUUCACUUAGCAGCAUUGUACUAUAGUGGAUGUAAGCUAACAUGCAGCCAGGACCUCAGGGUCUGGUUAGGAAGCCAAACCUUGGGUACUGGCUGCACUAUUAGUGGAUAUACGAUGCCUAUACCAGGCUGGUGGAGGGAUGAUAUUGGGAUUUUUUCUCAUAUCCUCUCCACCGCCUGGCCUAGGUACACACCGAUGACCCAUAAGCCUUCAUGGGGGGAGGCUGCGGGCAUCGGGUCCGUUUGAUGUCAGACACUUGCUGUAAGUACAUGUCAACAAAUGUACACUUAAGCCAUUACCGAGCGACACCUGCACAAUACAGUUAUAGCUUUAUUUGUUUACAACACAUAGUACUAUGCAGGGGAGAUGCAAGACAUAUACAAAUUUUCAUCAGCACACUUGAGUUUUCUUGUGUUUGCAUUUCAGGGAAUGGUAAAAUAAUGAGCAGAGCUUGAUUUAUUUUUCUAUUAAGCUACUGUAUAGACCUUUGUUUUAGGUAAAUGUCAUUCAUUAGUGAAUAUGUUAAUUGAGAAGAAUGUUGUGUUCAUGGUUAUUGCCUUAGCUUUACCAUGCAUUUUCAAUUUAAUUAUGCUAAUUACUGUUGGGUUUUCUUUUGCAGGCACUAGCAGUAAUAGCAUAGUGCAAUAACAAAGAAAUCCUGGCUUACUGUCAUUUGCUUUUUAGACUUUGUAUAGGAUAAAUAAUGUAACAUAGGCAUGACUCUUUUCACUGUUAUAACGAAACAGUACUUUUUUAAAGUUAGCACAUUGAAAAACUCAAAAUAAGAAAUCAGAUCCAUACAUAAGCAAUUUCAGAUUAUUGUAUAUAACAUCAUGACAAUAGAUGUUAAUUAAACAUUAAACACAUACAUAUAGAAGAAAGGGUGAUUAGUGAUGCUAUAAUCAUCACAUAUCACCAUAAUCCCUCUUUUUCUGACUUGUUACUUUGGCGGCCAGUGUGCAAAAGUCUCUGCUUCUCCUACCCAGUCGUCAUCCCCCCAUUAAUCCCUGUUCCCGAACCCCGACUGGGUCUCAAUGAGAGAGGGGUCCCUGGCUGGAGACCAUGGAUGUAAAUGAAUAUCAUGACACCCAUCUAACCCAUGUGUAUUUGACUGUAGAAGGUAUUUCUUCCUUUAUGUUUUCAGUUUGUAUGUGUUUUGUACUUUUUAUUCUUUUCAUUUUUAAUGCUUUGUUUUUAAUUACUGGUUAUUGUACAGAUGUUCAUGUUAAUGAUCUGAAGGAUGAUCUGUUCUCAAUACUACUAUGUUUCGUUUGUAGCUUUGGUGAGGUAAGAGGGUAAAAUAUGAAAAUCAAGCUCCUGGGUUCCUUAGUUAAAUCUUGAGUUUGGAUUAUUGUCUCUGUGGAGAUUUGCAUGCUUUACAUGUCACUCCAGUUUCUCAGCUUUCGUCCCGACUCCCAAAAACAGGAGCCGGUAGGUGGAUUGGCUAUGCUACAUUGUCUCUAGUGGUGUGUGUGCUCUCCCUCCAGGGUUUAUUCCUGCUUAAUACCCAGUGUUACUCGGGCUCCACCACCACCCUGAAAAAGAUAAAUCAAUUACUGAAAAGUAUUGAACAAACAAAUGAAUAAAUGAAUGACUAAACGAAUGAAAGUCUUCAAUUGGUCUCAGGCUCUUCUGCCAAAAGUCAUUUGAGCUGUGACACUGAAACUAAUGACAGUCUUUACCUAAAAUGUGGUGUUGAGAACAGAUUAACAAACCAGAGCCAUGAGUAGAAUGCUUCUUCUAGGUAAACUCUUUUGCCGCCUCAUUUCUCUACCAUAUUUUGCUAAUCUGCAACGUAGCUUAAUGUUCUCAGACCUCACCAACAUCAUCAGCAAUGCAAUAGGAUGAAGUGUGUACAUCAUCAGUACAGUCGAUGUUGUCCUUUUGGCCUGUGACCUGUUUCGAUGUUGUUCGUUCGUUCGGUUGUACAACCAGAUUCGUUUAUUAGCUUUUUGUUAGCGUUAGCUACUAGCCGUGCAGUCAGUCACUGUGUUUAGGUGUGGUGUGGUGGUGGACGGUGAGAAAGGAGGCUCAGCCGGGGAUGUGACUCCAAGCUUUCCCGGCAUCGUGUGACCCCGUAUAUCCCCACCCAGUUUUCCUCUUUACAAGACCAGCGGCAUCCACAGACACACGUAGCAGCUGGAACACUCUACAUCUGUCAUGAAUAUGUCAUUGAUUUACUGUUUACACUUCAGAUUAAGGAACAGAGUGUGAAAUGCAGACAGAUUGGGCGUGAGUGGGAUCUGUCAAAUUGCAAAGUGUUUAUUAGUAAAUGGAACAGCAUUGAAGAAAAGGUGAAAUAUUUUUAGCAUGCUUAAGUCACUCUUCUGAAGUGAUGUUUAAAUACCACGUACUAUAAUCUUCUUUAUUUAAGCUCUAAUAUUGUGUGGCCAGGUUUGAAUUUGUUCAGUAGCUACAAACUUAACUACAAAGCUGCUUGGUCUGUUUAAAAAUGUAGAUUCUAAGGGCAGGAGAAAAGCGUGACAUUUCUGAUGGAACAGUAUCUUCCUGGCAGUGUUUGACAGUUUUCAGAUCUCAUCAAAUACAUUCAGUGGAGCUGCUCCACUUCUGUCACUGCCUCUGUUCUGCCCCCCUGAUGAGUGUAUCAGCUGUAUGGAUGAUAGACAGACAGAUACACUCAUUUUUCUUUCUGUCUCUUUUUCUCUCUGCCUCUGAGGACUGGAGCUCUGACACCUGCCUCCCAGACACACACUUUGGAGCAAUAACAUAAAAAAUGGAUGUAAAUCAGAGGAACGUUGCCUAAGAGAAGUAGCUAUUAAACUAAAAUAUUUUCUCAUAUUAUACAAAUAGUAAGAGUACUUAAGCAUAUCCUGAUAUGAUACUGUUUAGUUGUGCAUUUUAAUAAUUUCCUGCAAAAGCUUACACACAGAAAUGCCCAACUUUGACCCAUUAAAGGGCACAGAAUAUUAUUAAACCAGAUAAAGUAGCACUAGUUAAUUGUGCGAAGUAUCGUUUCAUCCUUUCAUGAAUUUGCAAUAGACAUAUUAUGAACAGAUUUUUUUUUUUCUUUGAGCUUUAGAAAGUAGGUCUAAUGCUCCCUCGCCCCCUCAACAGUCUGCUCUUGUCUGAACUGUUGCAUACACAGGCAACAAACAGAAGACCCCACGGUUUUAGAUACUCACUGCUUCAUGUCAUUUAUUUUGCCCAUGCAAAGGGAGAUUUGAGUUUCGCUAAUGUAGUGACAUCACAAUACCUUGAUGAAGGAUAAUAACACCAUGAAGCCAUAUGUAGGUCUUUAAUUCAAUAAAUCAUUCACUAAAACGAACCUGUUUUUUAUCAGGCAAUACUAAUUUUACUGCCAGAUUAUCACAAUAUGUGUCUGGGUGGUGGAUGUCUUCAGUUUUUGAAGAGACUCAUUUUACUUUAAAGUGUAUAAAAACAUUUAUAUUUUGCUGAUGAACGAAUUUCAAAAUACAAGCUGUGACAACUACAAUACUGUUGAGACUAGUUUAAUAUACAAAUUUGUAACAUGAUAUUAAAACUGAGACUCUGCCGCCAUCUGCAGGCGACUAUAUGUAAUCGCAUGAAUAUUUUCCCCUUAUACUGUAUAUGAUAAUUUACAUAAAGCUUAUUACCUGCCAUAUGCUCUAGAUUAUUUUACAUAGAGCAAAUUGUGACUGUUAGCUUAAGAAAGAUUAAGAAAAAUUCAAAUAACAAUAACACUGAUGUAUAAAAAAUUGUUUAGUAGAGGGUUUAACUCGUUCGGAUUCAAUUUUAGGAAACAAAAGAUUAAAUAUAGGAACAAUUUUUAUUUUUUAUUUUUUUCAAACUGUUAAAGACCGACUGGAAAUUGGAUAGGCCAUACAAUCUAUAUUCAAAGUGCCAUGCUUUUUGGUGACACAUUUCUUGUUAAUUAUUUGUAUUUAUGACCAAUAAAUCUUAUUAAGAGAUUAGGAAUUAUACCGUUGAAAAAAUUUCUCUCUUGUGAACUAGCAGAUCUGUGUGAUCUAUGCAUGCCUCUCCUUAAAAACUUGCCAAACACACUUGUUCUUGUGUAAAUCUCUUUUCAUGUCUUUAAAGCGUACUGCGGGGUUGGAUUAAAAAACAAAACAAAACAAAAACAUUAUCCAGGAUUUAAAUCCUUAUGAAUAAGAGCCAUAAAUAUGUGUGCACGGUUACCUGCUGGUGUGAUGUGCUUAUUUUUAAAAAAAAAGUGAUUUUCAGAACUAGGUCUAUUAUUUAAAAAAAGAUUUUUCUCUUCCAAUGGACUAAUGUGUUUGCUGAUAUUUAAUUACAUUUGUUUAUUUAUUUGUUUUUUUUAUUUAUUUAUUUAUUACAGUGUUUUUCUUUAGCCUUAAUACUGUCUCAAUUCUGACGCACAAAUCCAGUGAUGACUGGAGUUUUCUUUUCUUUUUUCUUUUUUUUGUUACAGAAUAUGUCACAGAAAUUUAUAAUAUCUUGUGUUCUGGUCUCUGAUAUAUUUUUCACUCUGCCUGCUAAUAAAGAAAAAAAAAUCCAUAAUCCACAGUGCCACAGCUGACAUGUAGACAAGAAGCUUCGAACAUAAAAGGUGUGUCAGAUAACGUAUCCUGUGAUUAGAUUGUUUUAAUUUUCUAAUUUUUUUUUAUAGAUUUUUUUUUAACUUAAGACAGACAUAGUCACCUGCUAUAUAUAGAUGGCAUGCACUUUGUGUGUGUGUGUGUGUGUGUGUGUGUGUGUGUGUGUGAGAGAGAGAGAGAGAGAGAGAGAGAGAAAGAUUUUGGACAGAUCAUGGUUUUAUCUGUACAACUACUUCAUCCAA
Messenger RNA from Tachysurus vachellii, 7627 nucleotides. RefSeq names its product leucine-rich repeat and immunoglobulin-like domain-containing nogo receptor-interacting protein 3. The transcript has 3 exons. The record is from RefSeq and is a predicted model, not a curated record. Bases 459 to 2273 code for a protein of 604 amino acids. Gene Ontology annotation, cellular component: plasma membrane. Gene Ontology annotation, molecular function: protein binding. Lineage: Eukaryota; Metazoa; Chordata; Actinopteri; Siluriformes; Bagridae.